This is a messenger RNA of Knipowitschia caucasica, 2202 nucleotides long. The record is from the annotation of a GenBank genome assembly. NCBI's taxonomy places the organism in Eukaryota, Metazoa, Chordata, Actinopteri, Gobiiformes, Gobiidae.
AUGGCGGAACAGCAGCAGUUCUACAUUUUGCUGGGCAAUCUGAUGAGCCCGGACAACAACAUCAGAAAGCAGUCAGAGGAGACGUAUGAUUCGAUUCCAGGAGGAAACAAGAUCACAUUCUUGCUACAGGCCAUUCGAGAUGUGUCCGUCGCAGAAGAGGCUCGGCAGAUGGCUGCGGUGCUGUUGCGGAGGCUGCUGUCGUCGGCCUUUGAGGAGGUUUUCCCGGGGCUCACGCUGGAGAUGCAGAUGGCCGUGAAGACAGAGCUGCUCACGGCAAUCUCUCACAAAACCUCCCCAAACAUCCGCAAGAAAGUGUGUGACAUCGCCGCCGAGCUCUCCAGAAACCUCAUCGACGACGAUGGGAACAACCAAUGGCCCGAGGUUCUAAAGUUUCUCUUCGAUUCGGUCAAUUCUGACAAAGCAAGUUUGAAAGAAGCCGCGCUGCACAUAUUCUGGAAUUUCCCUGGCAUAUUUGGUAACCAGCAGCAGCACUAUCUAGAUGUUAUCAAGAGAAUGCUGGUUCAGUGUAUGCAGGACCAAGCCAACCCACAGAUUCAGAUGCUGGCGUCUCGAGCUGCUGCGUCCUUUGUUUUGGCGAACGAAGGAAACUCUGCGCUCCUCAAACAGUUCUCAGAUCUGCUGCCUGGAGUUCUACAAUCCGUGAAUGACUCGUGUUACCAAGGCGACGACUCUGUGCUGAAGUCGCUGGUAGAAAUCGCAGACACGGCUCCGAAAUACCUGCAACCGAACCUGGAGGCGACGCUGCAGCUCUGUCUCAAGCUCUGCGCAGACACAAACCUGUCCAACAUGCAGCGGCAGCUCUCCCUCGAGGUCAUCGUCGCGUUAUCGGCCAUGUUGAGGAAGCACCAGGCCCUCGUGGCUCAGAGCGUUCCCCAGAUGUUGACCAUGAUGGUGGAUUUGGAAGAGGACGAGGACUGGGCCCAGGCGGACGAGCUGGAGGACGAUGACUUUGACAGUAACGCGGUGGCUGGAGAGAGUGCUCUGGACAGAAUUGCCUGUGGCCUCGGAGGGAAGAUCAUCUUACCCAUCAUCAAACAGCACAUUAUGCAGAUGCUCCAGAAUCAGGACUGGAAGUACCGGCACGCAGGGCUCAUGGCUCUGUCUGCGAUCGGAGAAGGAUGUCACCAAGAGAUGGAGACUAUUCUGAACGAGAUUGUCUGCGUGGUGCUCCGCUUUUGCGCCGACCCGCAUCCUCGUGUGCGGUAUGCAGCCUGUAAAGCGAUAGGACAGAUGGCCACAGACUUCGCUCCCACUUUUCAGAAGAAGUUCCACGACAAGGUGAUCGUGGCUCUGCUGGAGACCAUGAAGGACCAGGGGAACCCCAGAGUCCAGGCCCUUGCUGCAGCCGCGCUCAUUAGCAUCACAAGAUACUGCCCAAAGUCUCUGCUUUUCCCGUACCUGGACAGUCUGGUCCAGCAUCUGUGCGCCAUCAUGCAGGCCAAGCUACAGGAGCUGAUUCAAAAGGGCACGAAGCUGGUCCUGGAGCAUGUAGUGACGUCCAUCGCCUCCGUGGCCAACACGGCGGAGGAGAAGUUUGUGCCGUACUACGACCUCUUCAUGCCGUCGCUCAAGAACAUUGUGGAGAACGCGGUUCAGAAGGAGCUGAGGCUGCUGCGCGGGAAGACCAUCGAGUGCAUCAGCCUCAUCGGGCUCGCUGUGGGCAAAGAGAAGUUCAUGUCUGACGCCGCAGCAGUGAUGCAGCUGCUGCUGAAAACACAGACAGACUUCAACGACCUCGAGGACGACGAUCCACAGACGUCCUACAUGAUCUCGGCCUGGGCUCGCAUGUGUAAGAUCCUGGGGAAGGAGUUCCAGCAGUACCUUCCUGUGGUGAUGGGGCCCCUCAUGAGAACCGCCUCCAUCAAACCAGAGGUGGCGCUACUCGACACUCAGGACAUGGAGAGCAUCUCUGAGGACGACGGUUGGGAGUUUGUGAACCUCGGAGAUCAGCAGAGCUUCGGAAUAAAGACGGCAGGGCUGGAGGAGAAGGCCACGGCCUGCCAGAUGCUGGUGUGCUACGCCAAAGAACUGAAGGAGGGCUUUAUGGAGUACGCAGAGGAAGUGGCCAAACUCAUGGUUCCUCUGCUCAAGUUCUACUUCCACGAUGAUAUCCUUUUUACACUCAUUUCACACUUGUUUACUUCUGUUUUUGAACAUCUAACAUGGUGCGACCUGCUUUAA